Molecule: messenger RNA, 318 nt
Organism: Prorocentrum cordatum
Lineage: Eukaryota; Dinophyceae; Prorocentrales; Prorocentraceae
Source: the annotation of a GenBank genome assembly
AUGAUCACACCGAGGCAUCGAUGCCUUCGAAGGCAUGUGUUCACAGCGAUGCCCUGCAUCGGAUUGCGGCUCCGUGUUCUGAAGGUGCAGGCGCCUGCUCGAUUGCAGCGGCGAGCUUAUGAUGAUGGCAUGCGGCCGUUGCGAGUUGCUGAAAUGCGCUUGUUUGUUUUUCCCCCGCACGUUGUAGGCAACGAGUUGACCAUUUCGCAACAUGCCGGACACUCGGCCAGCUCACGCGUGCUGGCGAUGCCGCGCGAGUGUCCCGUUGAGCGCGUCGGCUCCGAGAGUGGGGCUUGGUCUGCUUGGAAACUGACGCAG